AUGAAGGAAAGGAGAAAUACGCAGCCGCUGGUGGUGAGAUGUAAACUGGUUCUUGUGGGAGACGUUCAAUGCGGAAAAACGGCGAUGUUGCAAGUCCUGGCGAAGGAUUGUUACCCAGAGACCUAUGUGCCCACGGUGUUUGAAAACUACACAGCCUGUCUGGAGCUGGAGGAGCAGCGAGUGGAGCUCAGUCUGUGGGACACUUCAGGUUCUCCGUACUAUGACAACGUGAGGCCUCUGUGCUACAGUGACUCAGAUGCAGUUUUGCUGUGUUUUGACAUCAGCCGCCCCGACACUGUGGACAGCAGUCUGAAGAAGUGGAAAACUGAAAUCCUGGACUUCUGUCCGAGUACACGUAUCCUGCUUGUUGGCUGCAAGACCGACCUCCGCACAGAUGUCUGCACACUGAUGGAGCUGUCCAAUCAGAAACAGACUCCCAUCACCUAUGAGCAGGGUGCUGCUAUGGCCAAGCAGCUGGGUGCAGAGGCUUACCUAGAGUGCUCAGCAUUCACCUCGGAGAAAAGCAUCCACAGUGUUUUCCGCACCGCAGCAAUGGCCUGCAUCAACAAGCUGCAGCCUCUCCCAAAGCCCAGCCCCACCCGCCGCCUCUCCAAAAGACUCCUGCACCUGCCCAGCAAGUCAGACUUGCUCUCCUCCACCUUUAAGAAGGAGAAGGCCAAGAGCUGCUCGGUCAUGUGAGUGGAAACCUCUUUGGUUACAGUCCUCACAUGCGACCCCCAGCCCCUGCCUCUUUGGUCUCGGGGAAGGGGGGGUGGGCACGAUGGUUUUAUCAGGUUUACCUGCUGAAUCCUUCCCUCA
Molecule: messenger RNA, 819 nt
Organism: Stegastes partitus (bicolor damselfish)
Lineage: Eukaryota; Metazoa; Chordata; Actinopteri; Pomacentridae
Gene: rnd1b
Product: Rho family GTPase 1b
Exons: 5
Coding region: 1-699 (232 amino acids)
Biological process (GO): small GTPase-mediated signal transduction
Molecular function (GO): GTPase activity; GTP binding
Source: RefSeq, a predicted model, not a curated record